AUGGAAGGUGGAGAUCCGCCACCUCUCUCUCUCGAAAUCUACUCCUUCUCUCAAAAUCUCACCAGAUCUACGCUCUCCAAAGACAGAUCUAGAGAUCGGAUAAACAACAACGGAGGCCACAACACAGCAAACGACCCUGCGAAGCUAAAAGUCUCACCUGAGACUGCUCAAGACUUCCACUUGGAAGGUCUUACGAAAGUUCAGUCUCCAAUGGCGAACUACAAAGGAAAAAACAUAGUUAUGGAGGACGACGAUGAACCGAUUCAGCUACCAGAGCAAGACAAUCUCAAUCUCAUCCAGGAGUAUGGAUUGUCGCUCAUUGGAAGGGUUCUAAAUCCCAAGAAACAAGAUGUCGAAAAGCUGAUUGGCUUUAUGCCUCAACAUUGGGGCUUAGAAGACAGAAUCACCGCCAUGGAUCUGGGUAAAGGAACUUUCUUUUCAACUUUGAAACAGAGGAGGACUUACAGACAGUCCUAG
Molecule: messenger RNA, 477 nt
Organism: Microthlaspi erraticum
Lineage: Eukaryota; Viridiplantae; Streptophyta; Magnoliopsida; Brassicales; Brassicaceae
Source: the annotation of a GenBank genome assembly